AUGCCUGCGCCCGCCUCAAAUAAGCGCAACAAGCGCAUCAGUCGCAACCUCAUAAUCGGCUCCGAAGCCUGGCAACUGCCCCCAGUAGGCCACCCCGACCGGCCCAAGGGCGUACCCGACGACCACACGAAGCGCUGGACAGUAUACGUGCGCGUACCCGACGGCGACCCCGACAUCCGAGCCUGGCUCAACAAAGUAUCGUUCAAAAUAUUUAACACAUACGAGAACCCUUUGCGCAUGGUAGAAAAGCCACCGUUCGAGGUGACCGAAACAGGAUGGGGAGGUUUCAACAUCGACAUAAGACUGCACUUCCAGCCCAUCUCAGGCGAGAAGGCGCAAUACCGACAACACUUUCUGCAGCUGGAAAAGUACGGCGACGAAAAGAUGCAAGCAGAGCAAGAACGAACAGGCUGCGUGCGCUCCGAGUUCCUCGAGGUGGUGCAGUUUAACGAACCCACCGAAGCCCUCUUCGACGCCCUCACAUCGGAAGACCAGUGGAACUACCUCAUACCCGCCGGCAAGGGCGGCUCUAAGAAAGCCUCGCUCGGUGCAAACGGCAGGCUCAGGCGCGGUCUGCCGAACGGCGAGCGCAGCGCCCAACUGCCGGAGAAGGGAGCCGACGAGGUUCCUUUCAGCCAGGAGCAAGAGCAGGCGCUGCAGGACUUCUUCAAGCAGAAGAUGGAGGAUGUGGAGAGGCAGUUGGAUAAGGAGGCUAAGAAGAAGGAAGAGGUAGAAGCUAAGCUCAAGGCAUUGCGCGGUGAGCUGGGGCACGAGGCCGCUCAGCAAGCUGCGCAGCAGGCUAGUGGUGAUAGGAGCCGGCGCAGGUGA
Alternaria infectoria is the source of this 828-nucleotide messenger RNA. RefSeq lists its product as uncharacterized. Lineage: Eukaryota; Fungi; Ascomycota; Dothideomycetes; Pleosporales; Pleosporaceae. Bases 1 to 828 code for a protein of 275 amino acids. Gene Ontology annotation, cellular component: NuA4 histone acetyltransferase complex; Swr1 complex. Gene Ontology annotation, biological process: chromatin remodeling; regulation of transcription by RNA polymerase II. The transcript is spliced from 3 exons. The record is from RefSeq and is a predicted model, not a curated record. Gene Ontology annotation, molecular function: histone binding.